This is a messenger RNA of Scleropages formosus (Asian bonytongue), 9926 nucleotides long. Its product is annotated as plexin-B2-like. Lineage: Eukaryota; Metazoa; Chordata; Actinopteri; Osteoglossiformes; Osteoglossidae. The coding region runs from base 961 to 6492 and encodes 1843 amino acids. Gene Ontology annotation, biological process: regulation of GTPase activity; semaphorin-plexin signaling pathway; regulation of cell shape. The record is from RefSeq and is a predicted model, not a curated record. The transcript is spliced from 36 exons. Gene Ontology annotation, molecular function: protein binding; semaphorin receptor activity. Gene Ontology annotation, cellular component: plasma membrane; semaphorin receptor complex.
GCCCGCAGUUCUCCUCGUCCCUGCUCUCCGGGGGGGUGUUUGCAAAACAACACCCACCUCGCUACUUUCAACCCUAUUGUUAUUAUAAGCGCAGACUUUUAGCGCGAUUUAGGGGCACCGCAGAGGAUGGUUAAGGCAUCUUGAAGUGAAGCGCGUUACUACGCCUGUUUUCCUAAGUUGGUGAAUCUUCGGUCCGAUGGAACCGGUCCGGGGAGCCGCUGUUAAGACUGUGACCCAGCAGGAGAAGGCUUAAGCCCAAGAUACCGCGGUUUUACUUAGUUUUACUUUACUUGUUGAUCCGAGCGUUGGUGGCGGAGGGCGGGCGGACCUCGUGUGCCGGAGGAGGAGGGGCGGCGGUUUUUCUACUCCCUUUCCACAUUGUUUCUACAUUGUUUCUGCGCUUCGCUACUUUGUUUGUUAUCCUCGCUCUGCGCGCGCCGUGUCAAACGAACCCUCCCGCCGUCCCGGCUCACCCUUUUGUACCCGUCGAGGGGGAGGAGAAAGCCGCUCCUCUCUCUCCCAUCUUCCCCGCUCCCGUCCCCGUCCCCCGCUUCCUGUUCGAGCGCCAGCGCCAGCGCCGCUCCCAGCUCUCACAGGUGCGCGUCUCCGGCCGGCUCGCGCCCCGAACAGGAAACACACCUGGGCCGGUCAUGUGACCGAGCCCCACCUGGGCGUGGAGAGAACGUGUUCGCUCUUUCUCGGCUCCUCAGCUCCGCAGCUCCGCGUUCCCGGCUGCGGCUCGUCGAAGGGGUCCGACUCCGCGCGCCGCGUUCCCGGGAAUGCGCGCUCCUUUCGCUCGUCCUCUGCGCCGCUGCCUCGGGUCGGGAGAAAGAAACAUGUGAAGUUUUUGUCGUGGCUCCAGGAUUUAUUCAUUUCCGACUGAAGGAGAAGACAAGGGAAAGAAAAGCCCUAAAUCGGAGGACUCUGGCGAACUGCGAUCGGAAAGCGCGGCUCCGAGAAAUGGCGUGGUGGACUCUGGCAGCUCUGCUGCUGUGUCUCUCCAUAGUCUGCUGUGAGGAAUCCAUCGAGGAGUUCACAUCCAGCACCCUCAUCAAUAACGUGGUGCAGGACCCCCUCACGGGCCGCAUCUAUGUGGGGGCCGUCAAUGCCAUCUACCAAUUGGACUCCUUGCUUAAGCAGGAGAAGAAAGUAGAGACUGGUCCCAAGAGGGACAGCCGCCACUGCACACCCCCCAUCCAGUCCUGCCAUGAUGCCAAGUGGACAGACAACACCAACAAGCUGUUGCUGGUGCACCCGUCUAACGGCUCGCUCAUCGUGUGUGGAAGCCUCUUCAAGGGCAUCUGCUCCCUACAGAACCUCAGCAAUAUUAACCAAAUGAUCUACUAUAGCGACAGCAAGGGUGAAAAGACUUAUGUGGCCAGCAGUGAGGAGAUGGUGUCUGUAGUAGGGGUGAUGUCAACCUUCACCAAAGAGUCUAAGGAUACUUUUGAUGUCUUUGUCGUGGGGAAAGGCUACGGAAGCCAGGACAACACAAAACUUAUCAGCACCCGCAUCCUGCAGGACUUUGACGAUUGGGUUGUGUUUGAGAACAUUGUUGAGGCUUCUGCUGUUCAGGCCACCCCAUUUGUCCAGAAGUACAUGCACAAUUUUCGCUACUCGUUCAAGGAAAGUGGCUUCAUCUACUUCCUCUUCACCCGCACAAGAGGGGUGCCAGAUAACAAAAACUUCACCUUCAUCUCUCGCCUUUGUGAGGAUGAUCACCAUUAUUAUUCUUACACGGAGCUGCAGCUCAGCUGUGGCCCCAACAACUUGUACAACAAGGCACAGGCUGCCUUCAUCUCCUCCCCCGGGGAGAAAUUGGCCCAAUACCUGAGCGCAUCCGGUCAGUACGGCCAAGUGCAGUCGCAGGACAAGAUUCUGUUUGUAGCGUCCAGCACCGAUGAAGACAAGCCCCGUUCAGGGCUCUGCAUGUACCCCCUGAGAUCUAUCAACCAACAAAUUAUGGAAAUCAUCAGUGCCUGCUAUACAAAAAAUGGGAAAAUUGGAAACAAAAUAGCUGUUGAUUCUCCAUACACAACCUCAAAUCAGUUGUGUUUAAAUGCAGUUAGUCAAGACACACUGAUAAAGUACAAAUGUGGCGCCGAUUUCCUGCCUUCGCCUCUGGCCAGCACGCCAGACUUCGCACUGCCUGCCCAAGCUGUCCACACCACCACAGACCUGCUCACGGCUGUGGCCAUUGCUGUGGAGACUGAGCACACGGUGGCCUUUCUUGGAACCAGCAAUGGGAAGAUGUACCACGUACACCUGUCCAGCAUACCGGAGGUGUACCGAACUGUCCCUGGACCCAGCUCUGGUGAGGCAGUGAACAAACACCUUCUCUUUGACAGAAACCACAGCCAUCUGUAUGUCACCACAGGAAAAAAGAUCUCAAUGGUGCCAGUGGAAAAAUGUGAUAUGAAGAAGGACUGUAAGUCUUGCAUGGACCUGAAGGAUCCCUACUGUGGCUGGUGUGUCUUGGAGGGCAGGUGCACCAGGAAGUCUGACUGCAGGAAGGCAGGAGAGGAGAAGCACUGGCUGUGGAGUCCUCAGAAACAGUGUGUGGAGAUAACAUCUUUCCAGCCGCCAAAUCUGAGCUGCAGGAAGACGCAGAAGGUUGACAUCAACGUGGUUUCUCUCCCCAGCAUUGGAGGGGAUGACAGUCUGAAAUGCAUUUUUGGCAAUUCUGAAAGUGAAGCGCAAAUGAGUGACUCAACUGUCACUUGUGAUCUGCCGAAAGUCACCGAGAUUCCUGUCACUCCCAGAAAUAAAGACUUCGUCCAAGUGCCCGUGAAGAUCUUCGUGAAUGACGAGGUGGAGUUGGCAUCCAGCUACUUCACCUUUUAUAACUGCAGCGCAGCCACGAGGAAGGCGGAGAACACACCGUGCAUGUCGUGUGUGGAACGCGAGUGGAGCUGCCAGUGGAACACUCGGGAUUUCAUCUGCAGUGACAGUGAUGACUCCGGGGAUAAUUCCGUUAUUAGACAUAAAGAAGGAAAUAAAUGCCCGGUAUUUGAGAAUCCUCAUCCGUCUCUCAUUCCUGUGGGUUACGAAACCUCCAUCGAGUUCACUGGAGAAAACCUCCAUGUUUACGAGGGCAGAGAAUUCAAGAUUGGUACCGAGCUGAUGGUGCCCACUGAGGAAAUGGUCACUAAGAAAGAUUCAAGCUACAGUUUCAAAGGAUAUAAGUUUGCCUAUGAUGAAGCGCAAACAGUCAACGUGCUCUUCUACAUCAAGGACGCAAAGACAGAUAAGAAGAUUGACAGCAAACUAAACGUGACGCUGUACAACUGCGCUAUGGGCCGGGAGGACUGCAGCCUGUGCAAGAGCGCGGACCCCAUAUACAAAUGUAUGUGGUGUGAUGAAACCAAAUCCUGCGAGUACCAGAAAAGGUGCCGGAGUGCCGAGGAGAGCGACUGUCCCAACCCCGAAAUCACCGAUAUCAUACCUCGGUACGGGCCUCUGAAAGGGGGGAUUUCAGUAACCAUCAAAGGCUCCAACCUGGGCAUUGUGAAAGAGGACAUAGAGAGCAUCACAGUGGCUGGACAGCCCUGCAUGCACCAGGAAGAGAAGUACUCUGUGUCCACCAGUGUGGUUUGUGAGAUCAGUGGAGUCGAACAGAAACAUUCAGGGGUUGUGGAAGUGAAGGUGAAGGGAGGGAAAAGCGGGACGUCGAGUGUCGUGUUCACAUACAGGGAUCCCAGACCUGAGAGGGUCCAGCCUAACCGUGGCCCGCAGGCGGGAGGAACUCUUAUUACGAUAACAGGAACGGACCUGGAAACUGGUUCCAAGGAUGACCUCAACAUCACUGUCGGCGGGGUGGUGUGUAUCGUGGAGACGUUCCAGAAAAAUAUAACCUGCAAAACCGGACAGUACAAGGUACAGAAGGUCCCCUCUGAUAACCUGACAGUGACAGUGAGGUACGGGAAGAACACCACGAAAGAUGUGCCUACGCCCUUCAGGUUCUUUGAGAAUCCCAAACUAGAUCACCACUAUCCAGAAACAAGUUUUGUAUGCGGGGGGCGGAAGAUUUUUAUCAUCGGCACCGGGUUUGACCUCAUCCAGAAUGCCGCCAUGAAAGUGGUGUCCUCAAGCGAGCAGUCAGGCGUCACCAGUCCACUGAAGUUUGAAGUGGAGGUAAAAGGCAAAAAUGACACAGUAAUGCAGUUCUCCUCCCCGACGGUGAAAGUGACCGAUGGGAUAGCGUCUCUCAGGGCAUUCAUCAUCAUGGACAACAUUGAGCUUGAGCUCAAGCCUUUCGACUACCAUCCGGAUCCUACAUUCGAAGAGAACCAGAAAAGGAUUGUUUCAGAGAACACCAUCAUAUCUGUUACUGGCAAAGGUUUCGCCAAAGCAAUGACUGCCCAAGAAGCAGAAGCCUUCGUGGGAGAUGUCUCCUGUGUGGUCAGCACCUUACAGGACGACAAGCUCUUCCUGGACUGGACCCAACCAUCAUCUCACUUCAAGAGGCCCAAGAGAGACACAAACUCAGAUUUGUUGGAACUUAAGAUUAAGUUUGGCCAUGGGCAGUGGAUUGUAGGCUCAGUGGAGUAUGAAAAGAAGACUGAGGCUCCCCUGGACAUCAUAAUUCCUGCAGUGAUCGCCCCAAUGGUGGUGAUAAUCAUAGUCUCAGUGUACUGCUACAGGAGGAAGAGCCAGCAAGCUGAGAGAGAAUAUGAGAAAGUAAAGCACCAGCUCGAGAACCUGGAGGAGAGUGUUCGUGACCGCUGCAAGAAAGAGUUCACAGACCUCAUGAUUGAAAUGGAGGACCACACCAGUGACCUCAGUGAGGCCCGCAUCCCCUUCCUGGACUACAAGACCUACACAGACCGCGUUUUCUUCCUGCCUUCCAAGGACGGCGCCAAUGACGUGAUGAUCACCGGCAAGCUGGACAUUCCUGAGGCGAGGAGGGCCACAGUAACGCAGGCCCUCAACCAGUUCUCCAACCUGCUAAAUAGCAAGCCUUUCCUUAUCAAUUUCAUCCGCACCUUAGAGGGGCGUCCUGACUUCAAUGCCCGGUCAAGGGGCUACUUUGCAUCUCUGCUGACGGUGGCGCUUCACGGGAAGUUGGAGUACUAUACAGACAUCAUGAGGACACUCCUACUAGAACUCAUGGAACAGUAUGUCCAAAGCAAGAACCCCAAGCUCAUGCUGCGCAGGUCAGAGACAGUGGUGGAGAGAAUGCUGUGCAACUGGAUGUCUAUCUGUCUCUAUCAGUUCCUGAAGGACUCGGCAGGAGAGCCUUUGUACAAGCUGUUCAAAGCCAUCAAGCACCAGGUGGAGAAAGGCCCAGUGGAUGCUGUCGUGAAGAAAGCCAAGUACACGCUGAACGACACUGGCCUGCUGGGGGACGACGUGGAGUACUGUACGCUGACUCUGCAGGUCCUCGUUCACGGGGAGGGGCCAGAUGUCACUUUGGUCAAAGUACUCAACUGUGACACCGUCUCCCAAGUGAAGGAGAAGAUCAUCGAGCAAGUGUACAAAAAUCUGCCCUAUUCUCAGAGGCCCAAGGUGGAAAGCGUCACUCUCGAAUGGCGUCCUGGAUCCACUGGGCAGAUUCUGUCAGACCUUGACUUGACAUCGCAAAAGGAGGGCAGAUGGAAGCGCAUGAACACUUUGGCCCACUAUAACGUGCGAGACAACGCCACGCUCGUCCUGUCUAGGGUCCUGCACCCUCUGCAGUCUUAUGACCAGCACCAGGACAGUCAUGAAGAGAGAAACGCUCUGCUUGAAGACGACAAGGUGUUCCACCUGGUGCGGCCGGCAGAGGAGCUGGAUGAGGUCAAAUCCAAGAGGGGCAGCAUGAAGGACAAGUCGAUGACCAAAGCCAUCACGGAGCUUUAUUUGACGCGGUUGCUGUCUGUCAAGGGCACCCUGCAACAGUUUGUGGACGACUUCUUCCGCAGCGUCCUCUGUUCGUCCGUUGUGCCACCAGCAGUCAAGUAUUUUUUUGACUUCCUGGACGAGCAGGCACAGAAGCACGACAACGUGGAUGACGAGACCAUUCACAUCUGGAAGACCAACAGCUUACCUUUGAGGUUCUGGGUGAACAUCCUGAAGAACCCCCACUUCAUCUUCGACGUUCAUGUGAACGAAGUGGUGGAUGCUUCCUUGUCAGUUAUUGCCCAGACCUUCAUGGACGCUUGCACCAAGAGCGAGCACAAGUUGAGCCGGGAUUCCCCAAGUAACAAAUUACUCUAUGCAAAGGAAAUCUCCACAUACAAGAAGAUGGUGGACGAUUACUACAAGGGCAUCAGGCAGAUGGUGCCCGUCAGCGACCAGGAUAUGAACACCCACUUAGCGGAGGUGUCACGGUCUCACACAGACAAACUCAACACCCAAGUGGCUCUGCAUCAGCUAUACCAGUAUGCAAGCAAAUACUAUGAUGUGAUCAUCACCUCCUUAGACGAGGACCCCGCUGCCCAGAAUAAACAGCUCACCUUGAGGCUGCAGCAGAUAGCGGCUGCACUGGAGAACAAAGUGACCGAUCUCUAACCUCUGUAGAAGGGCAGGGGCCAGUUUUGGUACUGUGGGGCCGGAAAUUGAUGCGGGGUUUAUUUCAUAUGGCCUGAGUCCUGAGUGGAAUGGAGAAGAAGUGGGGAAGGGAAGGAAUGGGGCUGUUCCGAGGAAACCCCCCAGCUUAAGUGAACGUUUGGUGUGUCUGAAACGGCGUCAGGUACCCUUCAGCUGGGCCAGAGAACCCUCCUCCGGACCAAAGCGAACUGAGAAUAAAGAGGGUCAUCCACUAAUACUAAGACUUACAUCCUGCCUAUAAAAGCACACUGUGCCGUGCCAAGCUGAAGAUGGCUGAUGGUUCUCGGAGUCGGUCCCCCUCCCCGUGCUAGUCCAGAUCACGCGACGCGCGCCGAGGGGCCGAGGGAUCUGCGGGAGACGCCACGCCAGACGUUCUCAACGACGGGACAUGUGACCAUUGCAGCCCAGCCUUUGAAAUAAGCCCUUCCUUAAUUGCAGGCUUUAUCGAUAAUCAGAUGUUCAAUUUCUUCCUGUGUAGAAAAGUUUAAGAAUAGUAUUAUAUAUAUUUUUUAUUGUGCAUUCUUUAUCCAGAAAGCUUUAUAAGAGGAAAUUAACUUUUUAAAUUGACAGCCAUUUUAGUUUUGAUUGUAUUUCUAAAAGUGCAUACAGGGGACCCGUGAGCAUGACAGCGGGGGGGAGAGUUUGACAUCAUCCGAAACUCCACUGCCAUGGGGAUUUUUCCCGCUGGGUUAUUGCAGGACGGGGCGUGCUUUGUGUAUUGACAAGACUGCAAGACUGAAGUGUAGCUGACUAGUGGUCAAUGCUAUUUUCUUUAAACGUAUCGAUUUUCGUUCAUUCCGUGUAUUGUCCUUUUUUUUAGUAAUUCAGUUUAUUGUUCUGUGUGCCUGCUGUACAAAUGCAAGUUUCGAAAGCAUCUGUGUUGUUCUGGUCUUAGAGAGACCAGGCAUGGAUAGGAAAUUCUGCUUUCUCUCGCCCCAUUGUAUAAUGCCUAAAAUACUAAAAUCAAGAGCACAUCUUGUUUUAUUAGUUUUUAAAAAUAUCUUUUGUACUCUUCUGGUGGAUCAUCUUUGUGGACCAAGUUAUAUUGCUUAGAUCAAAGAUCUAGAACAUGCAGUGAAGGGUGUACAAGUGCUGAUUAUCUCAAUCUGUGUAACCUCUCUGCUAUCUCAGCCUUUUUCUCCGUUUCUAGCCUUAGCAUCGACUCAUCGUAUCUUAAAGACCUAACGGUUGCUAAAGCACAAGGCUAAAGUAUCAGGUGUCAUUUUAUUUCCAUACCAAAAUGAUUGUACGUCAUUUGCUUUUACAAUUAAUUCCGCCGUUUAAUCAGUGUAUGUUGAUAAGCGCAUUACUUACAUUUGGCCUUAAGUGUAUUGGCAGUAUGUUACGCUAUAUCUGCCAAAACAAAUUAGAAAUCUCAUUGUAACUUUCGAAGUUUGAAUCGGUUCGCUUAUUUAAAUGUACAAAAUUGCAGAACAGCCCAAGUGUGCAUUGUGCUUUUCCUGUACUUUCAAAGUUGUAUAAUUAUGAUUUUGUGUGUAUGUGUCUUUUGUAUACUGUAUGUACGCACACACACACACACACACACACACACACACACACACACACACAGCGUAUCCUUUGGAUGCACUCCUGAUUGUAUCAAUUGAACAUAAUCGUUUCCAUUUAUUCUAUUCUUUUGAAGCGGCAACCUGAACAUAUGAUGUAUUAAUUUUCUCUAGUCCUGCCUGAUAUUUCGCGGUGGUUUACGCUCAGUGAUAUUGACUCUUUUGUCAUGAACUGCGCUUUGUCUCCAAAGAGGACAAUGCACCACUGUAAUAUCAAGGAAUGAUUACAUGUCAGUAACAUUGAUACUGAGUAGAACGGUACUUUUUUUUAAAAUCAUUUACAGCAAAGCUGUCACUCCUUUAGGCUAUCAGCACUGGAAAUGAACUGUUUUUCUAAUCACUGCUCGGCAAAUCCUGCUCUGAACCUUAUGGAACUUUUCCGCAGAAUGCCAAAUAUUUUUCAUCGUGAAAUAAUUACGCUGGCAUUAAUCAACAUUUUUAUUUUUGAUACGUCAGAUAUUUGUGCCUCGUGAAUGCGCUCCAGUUGUUCUGUGAUGGGAAGGAUGGGACCUCGGUUUUAAAACGAGGUGCUGUAUAAAGUUAAGGGUCGGGGAUCUGUUUAUUGGACCACCAGUGACCAACGUGCUCAUUUCCUUGCUUACUGGGCCUUCUUGUUCUUAUCCCCCUGCACAGGGGGGGUUGUGCAGAAAACAGCACUGCAGCGUGGGAGAGCACAUCUCACAGUUAUCCAUACUGUCAUAAGAGGCACCUCACUCUGCGGACACCCCCCCCCCCCCCCCCCAUUUUCACAUCUGACCACAGAUUUCAGCCCUUUACCUGUAAGCCCAGUGCUGAUAGCGCAGUACAAAGCUUUCUGCCUUUUUUUUGUAGCCAAACGUGCCUUAACGAUACUCUGUGUUUGUGGAGAUGCUGUUUUCUUUAUUUGUGCUACCGGGGGUCCGGCAGCGCAAAGCGUUCGCCUUGCGCGACGAGCGCUCGGCCAGCCGCCUCCGCAGCAGCGUUCACGUGCCAAUAUGAGUGUGUCGAACCACCUGCCUGAACACUUUUCUACAUUGUGAGGUGUGACUCGGUUCCGGAUGUCUGUGACUUCGGCUUCUUAUGGAUUCAAAGGCUAAGGCAACAAUUCAAAAAGGAAAAAAAAAAAAAAAAAUUAGAUUAUCGAAAAGUGCAAAUUGUCCCAACGUUAUUUUUCCUCCUCAACUGUUGGGGGGGAAAAAUGAGUAGAAUUUUGUUUGACACGCCGUUCCUCUGUAUGCGUGGGGAAAAAAUGUAUGAGAUGUGUACCUGUACUCGGCAAUGACCUCUUACUGCUGUGCAGUUUUUUUUUUUUUUUUUUUUAAUUUUAAAAAUUUCCCUGACAUAUAGUGAUUGUAAAACUUGUUGCAGUUUCUGUCCCUGUAUUCCAGUUGUGUGAGCCUAUGCAUUCAAUACCCAGGGCUAGAUUUGUUGUGCUGUUGUCGAGAUUUUCUUGUUCUUGUGAGUGUGAAACAAAUAAAUAAUUAAAAAGUGGGGGCAGUACAUCUUCAGACCAGUCGUGGCAACCGGGGGUGAACUUCCUGAAGAAGCUCAUUAGGCGCUGCACUCUCUUUGUCAUUUCUCUCCGUAAUUACUUCCGGACCGAGUUCCCUGGGCUGCGCUCGGCUUGCGGACGAGGGUGAUUCACCUGUGGAGGAUGACCUGCGCUGUCUUACCUGCCCUCCUCCUCGGGGGCUGCGCAUCCAUCCGCUUUUCUCCAUGAUCUGCCCACACAAGUGACCCUCAACCCGACAGCCAACGGCUCCAAGCCAUCGCCGAGUCUUACUGACCGACGUUUUGUAUUUUCACUGCAUCAUUUGGGGAAUCUUAGUUUAAAAAAAAAAAAAAAAAAAA